AUGUCUGCUUCAUCGAACCCAACAACGUUUCCUCUACAGGGUAAGGUUGCCAUCGUCACAGGCGCUUCGCGAGGGAUUGGGGCUGGCUUGGCGUUAGAGCUGGCGCGAAGGGGAGCAAACGUCACUCUCGUCUACACAUCGCCAAAGAGCGGAAAGCUAGCGGAAGAGGUUGCAUCAAAGAUCGAAUCGCUUGGCAAUGGUAGCGCAUCAAGAAUUGUUCAGGCGGACCUUAGACAACUCGAUGCGCCUGAAAAGAUUGUGUCGGCGACCAGGGAAGCGUUCGGUGACAAGAUCGACAUCUUGAUCAACAACGCUGGUGUUUUGAUGAACAGAUCUAUCACGGAGACAACAGCAGAAGACUACGCCGCCAUAUUCGACGUCAACGUUCGUGCGCCUCUUCUGCUAACUAAAGCAGUUGUUCCACAUCUACGAGCACCAGGCCGCAUCAUAAACAUGUCGUCCAUAGGCGCCCGCCUAGGUUUCGCGAACCUAACUCUCUACACCGCAUCCAAGGCAGCGAUAGAAGGCGUGACUCGGAGUCUGGCACAAGAGCUAGGCGCUGCAGGACACACCGUCAACGCGGUUGCGCCUGGCCCCACCGAAUCAGAGAUGCUGGACGAUGUGCCAAAGGACAUCGUGGAGGCCCAGUUGAAGCAAACUGCUGUUGAGAACAGGGUAGGGACUGUGGACGACAUCGCGAGAAUCGUGGCCUGGCUUUGUGGCGACGACGCGAAAUGGGUUUCGGGUCAGGCAAUAUCCGCAUCUGGUGGUUUCCUGAAGCUGUAG
This is a messenger RNA of Alternaria ventricosa, 786 nucleotides long. RefSeq lists its product as uncharacterized. NCBI's taxonomy places the organism in Eukaryota, Fungi, Ascomycota, Dothideomycetes, Pleosporales, Pleosporaceae. The record is from RefSeq and is a predicted model, not a curated record. Bases 1 to 786 code for a protein of 261 amino acids. The transcript is spliced from 2 exons. Gene Ontology annotation, molecular function: oxidoreductase activity.